Alternaria metachromatica is the source of this 357-nucleotide messenger RNA. RefSeq lists its product as uncharacterized. NCBI's taxonomy places the organism in Eukaryota, Fungi, Ascomycota, Dothideomycetes, Pleosporales, Pleosporaceae. The transcript is spliced from 2 exons. The record is from RefSeq and is a predicted model, not a curated record. Bases 1 to 357 code for a protein of 118 amino acids.
AUGUUCAACGAAAAGGACACCCUCCCGGCUUAUACCACCACCUCAACCCCACAGCUAUCAUGGCGUGUUCCAGCCACCAGCACACGAACGCCAGAACAGCAGUUCAAGCUGGACCUAGAAGCUCAAAAGAACGACAAUGAGCUCGCAAGGAUUCAGGCGGAAUUCGAUGAAGAAACGAGAAAGACGAAGAUCGACCUAGUCUUCCUCACCAUCAAGCUCCUCAUCUUCACUAUCGCGGCAGUGUAUAUCCUGGGGUUUGUUUCCGACGUACUCGCUACACGCGCGCUACACGCCAAAGCAGUGGUCAAGGCUACGCCAGCUGCAAAGAAGGGCCUUGUUAUACGCAAGAAGAAGUAG